AUGGGAAAUGUAUCCACGAGGGACGAAAAUGUAAAAAGAAGCUUAAUACUGUUAGAUGAUAAACUUGUUCAUAAUUUGGAAAAAAAAAAUAAUAAUACAAACACGGAAAUAAAUGCAAAAGAGUUAGGGGAGGAAAAUGCGUUAAAGGAAAUUUGUUCAGUAGCAAAACCAGCGUCACCAGGGGAAAAUGAAUACGACGCAUUACGCAAAAGAAUUCUUAACGAUUUAAUUAAGGAGAGAGAAAUAUACAUGAACAGUCAGAAGGAUAUAUUAUAUAAUAUAAAAGAACACCCAAAUAGUUUGAAAAUUCCACAAACUCAUAACGAAUGUUUUCAUGAUGAAAAUAAAAUAUAUAAAUGCCUUAAAAAUAUGAACGAUUCAACGUCUACUUUUGUUAAUUCUUAUGCCCGAUGUUGUAGGUAUUUGCGAGAAUAUGAAAGUUGUGUUCAGAAAAUAAAGACCUAA
Plasmodium malariae is the source of this 465-nucleotide messenger RNA. Its product is annotated as conserved Plasmodium protein, unknown function. The record is from RefSeq and is a predicted model, not a curated record. Lineage: Eukaryota; Apicomplexa; Aconoidasida; Haemosporida; Plasmodiidae. The coding region runs from base 1 to 465 and encodes 154 amino acids. The transcript has 2 exons.